Messenger RNA from Rana temporaria (common frog), 3380 nucleotides. RefSeq names its product SH2 domain containing adaptor protein B (gene SHB). NCBI's taxonomy places the organism in Eukaryota, Metazoa, Chordata, Amphibia, Anura, Ranidae. Gene Ontology annotation, molecular function: phosphotyrosine residue binding. The record is from RefSeq and is a predicted model, not a curated record. The coding region runs from base 440 to 1849 and encodes 469 amino acids. The transcript has 6 exons.
GUCGGACGGGGAAGGGGCGGCUGAGUUAUCUCUCGGCCCCUCCCUCAAUGUGAGCAAGAGGUGAUCGGUGUGUAGAGUCUCACAAUGAACAUAGAGGCUGAGAGCUGUCAUAGUGUGGGCAAAGUACGAGGCGUGCUUCCAGAGUGUGAUCGCUGCCAUCACUCCCCUUCUAUACUGUACACAGAGGACCACCCAACAAGUGGCAGUGCUCGGAUCUCCUUGUCAGAGUGAAUGGGAGAGAGGAAGGUGGCCGUCACCUGAUCGCACUGCUGGCACCUGAUGCCGAGUCCCAGGACUGUCCAUGGGGUGUCCCUGGAGGAUGCCCACUAGUCUGCCCCCUUGUUAGGACCAGUGCUGUGAAGUUAGUCGUGUAGAAGUUGUUCCUUCCAUGUGAUCUCGUACCCAGGAGCUGACACUCACUCCUACACCCAAUCCGAUCAUGGCCAAAUGGUUGAAUAAAUACUUCAGCCUGGGGAACAACAACAACAACAAGACCAAGAGCCCCCCGCAACCCCCCAGACCGGACUACAAGAGGAACGGGGGCCCCGAUCGCUCCUUCCACCAUCACACGUCCCCUCUGCCCGGACACUGCCGGGAGGAGAGCGAUCUCAUCAAAGCCUACCGGGCUCAGAAAGAGAGAGACUUCGAGGAUCCCUACAGCGGCCCCGGCUCUUCUCUCCGCAAGCUGCGGGCCAUGUGCAGCGACGAGCAGCAGCAGCAGGUGGAGGGGCGGAGGGGCAGUAACAGUCUCUUCCAGGAGCCCUACCCUGGAUCCAGUACUAAUACCACCUCGUCAUCGUCCUCAUCGUCCUCCUCACCGCACCUCUACCGGAGCAACAGCGAGAGGAGGCCGCCUGGAGCCAAGCAAGCACCCCCCGUGGGCUUCGUGGUCUCCCCCAAACACCGGCUCAUCAAGAUUGACAGCUGCGGCUGGGCUGACAGUGGGGGCGGCACCGCACACUCGGGGGGCACGGCGAUCACCUGGAGCCCGGCUUUGGUCAGCACAGGGAUGAGCAAGAACGAGGAGAAUACCAAGGAUAAGGUUGCGAUUGCUGAUGACUACUCUGAUCCCUUCGAUGCCAAAAAUGAACAGAAGAACAAAGUUGUGAUAACUGAAAACAAUGGCUACAUGGAACCCUAUGAAGCCCAGAGAUUGAUGACAGAUAUUCAAAAACAGGAGAGUCAGAAGUUUCCCCAGAAAAACAUCCAGCUUUAUGACACGCCAUAUGAGCCAGAGUGCAAUGGAGUAGAGUCAGAUUCUGAAAGCCUUGUUGGUCUGAGAAUGCGAGAGAGUAAAUUACCACAGGAUGAUGACCGGCCUGCUGAUGAGUACGACCAACCAUGGGAAUGGAACAAAGCUUUACCAGCAUUGGCAGCGCAGUUCAAUGGCAGCGAGAGGCAGUUAUCACCAUCUCCAAGCAGUGACAGACGCAGACAGCUGAGAGCUCCUGGAGGGGGCUUCAAACCGAUAAAACACGGAAGCCCUGAACUUUGUGGUAUCUUGGGCGAGAGAGUGGAUCCAAAUGUUGCACUGGAGAAACAAAUAUGGUAUCAUGGAGCAAUCAGCCGGACAGAUGCAGAGAACUUACUGAGGUUGUGCAAAGAAUGCAGUUACCUUGUGCGGAACAGCCAGACAAGCAAACAUGACUAUUCUUUAUCACUAAAGAGCAGUCAAGGAUUCAUGCACAUGAAACUGUCGAAAACCAAAGAAAAAUACGUAUUGGGUCAGAACAGUCCUCCUUUUGAAAGUGUUCCAGAAGUCAUCCAUUUUUACACCACUCGGAAACUUCCAAUAAAAGGAGCCGAACAUUUAUCACUCCUCUACCCUGUAGCAGUGCGGACCCUUUAGGGUUCCCAGAGACUGAGCUACCCCCCCCCUUCCUGUGGACAGGGGACUGUGAAGAAGCAUUGUUGCUAGUACAGCACAGCUGCACUAUGAAUCAGCAGGGUACUGCAGGGGGACUAUUCAAGCACUGACAUUGUGAAACGUCAAUUACGGGCACUCACAAUAUGUACGAUGUUGCACUACGGCUUUCACAAAGGACACUACAUCUGGUUUUAAAAAGAGCCUUUGGUAAAAAAAUAUAAUGUGAUUUGGAGGGUUUUGUGCUCUAAGAAAAGAGUUCUUGAAAAUGCAAUGCUUAUUUGGGAGAAAUUUCGAAAUGGACAAUUCAGAUGUUAAACUACAAACUGAUAUAAGCGUAGCCCGAGGCCAUUUGUGUUUAUUUGUUUCAGUGCAUAAAACAUAGUUAUGUUGUAUUAAAUUCAGUUUUGGAGCUACAAUGUUUGCUACAUAAUUGGCAUUUGGAAGAAAGUUCUAUGUUUUGUACGUUGUUCUCACUCUUUCUCCCUUGUGGCAGCAAUGCCUGGGGUCAUCAAUGAACAAAAUGUCAUCAUUGGCUUGACAGCCUUAUAUAACGAAGUGUUGUGGCUCUCUCAAAAAGUUUUUUUCGUCUUUCCAGAGAAACUAAAGUUUAGAGGUGUUAGCACUUGCUGUAAAAAAGGGGGUUUUAGAGCUACAAGUCUGACGGCUCAAAGCUUAGUUGUAGUGAACUGUUGGCUCCAAGGAAACUUGAUCUUACUAUGGUUUUAAGACUGUUAAUUUCUCCUUCAAGCAAGCAAUGCAUCUUUCUUGAUUAAAGGAAGCUUUCAGCAAGUCCGGGUGAUGUCCUGUGGAGAUUUCUGUCUUGAUUGCUGUGUGAGGAGCAUAAAUGGCUUCAGCGCAGUCACUUUUUAACACCAAGCUUUGGAAUACAAGCCAAGCAUUAUUUUUUUUUGUGGUACCUGUAAAAAGCCGCACAUAGAGCCCGCAUGGAUGGCCCGGGCCUGCUCUGACAAUAUAUCUAGUAAUACGUGUCUGUUAGAGCAAUAAUGUAUCAGUUUUUCACUUGCUACAUCCGUUACCAUAAAUUGUCAUGGCACUCUAGCGAGUUUUGGUUUAAUUAUUUAUGAAUAGGGUAUGUAAAUAAAGAAAAUAGCAGUUUAAUAUAUAAUUAUAUUUUUGACCCCCAUUUUUGGUACAAAGAAAGAGUUGUUGUGCACCUUUUUACAGUCAGAGGCCUUAAAAGGCAGUGUUGACCAUGUUUUGUGUUUGUACAGUGUGACUGUUAUUUAGCGGGUAAGAGUUACUCGAACGGUGUAGGUUAAAAUGUAAAAAAACCCGGGUAUUGUUAUUUUCUAACUGUUUUGCUUGUGAAGGCUGUUUUUUUCUUUCCUAUCAGGAUAGCAAAAACCACAGUAUUAGGGGUUCCAUACUUCUCUUUAAUAAAACUGAUCUUCAGCAUGUGUGUUUUUUGUGUACUUGAAUAUUGUUUCUGCCAAGCUGUUGUCAUCCGUUCAUUGGAUUUCGUUGUGCAAUACAGUAUCUGCUUUCUAAGCAA